Molecule: messenger RNA, 2713 nt
Organism: Salvia hispanica
Lineage: Eukaryota; Viridiplantae; Streptophyta; Magnoliopsida; Lamiales; Lamiaceae
Product: cyclin-T1-3-like
Biological process (GO): regulation of transcription by RNA polymerase II
Molecular function (GO): cyclin-dependent protein serine/threonine kinase regulator activity
Source: RefSeq, a predicted model, not a curated record
AUGCCCCUUCUUUGCCAUUACGCUAUCAUCUACCCCUCCACAUAAUUCCAGAGCAGCUAUCGGGUGCUAGGGUUUCCAUCCCACCGUUGAAGCCGUCGAUUGCCUCUUCCUCUCAGCUCCGGCGACGCUGGAUUUCGGUGGAUACGCAUCUCACCAAGACCUUCACCGAGUGUAUCGCAACCCCAAGGUGCAGCUUUAGUUUGCUUGGCCAGAUAUUGCCCUGUGUGGCUGUUGCGUCGCAUUCGCAAAAGAGUUACAUAUAGCUACGCUACGCCUGUCGGAUCGGCGGAGAAGGGACACGAACCAACCACCGGUGGCAGCCCAAAUUUCACCUGCUGCGGAAACCCUAUUUUCAAAUUUGGUGUUUGAGGUGAACAAAAGUGUGAAAGUGCUGCUAAAUGGGAAUAAUAGCUGGAAGGAUUCUAUUGAAAUAAAAUUAUUUUGACGAGGUGCAUGUUAACUCUACUUUGAUGCUGCUAUCGUGUUAGUCUGCUGGGUGAAAGCUGAUGAAUGAGGGCUCCAAUGCAGAGCUUAUUAUAUUAGACUAAGAGGAGUCUAUAUUUCCUUAAGAAUUUUGGUUGGAGAAAGGAACUACAUAUGGCUAGUCAGCUGGCUGGUGAGCCAUCCUCCUUUGCAUCUGAUGGAAAUUUUAAGGUUACUCAGGAGAAAGCAGAAGAAUCUGGUGAGCAAUGGUAUUUUUCAAGGAAGGAACUAGAAGAGAACUCUCCAUCUAGACAGAAUGGCAUUGAUUUGAAGAAAGAGAAUUACCUGCGCAAAUCAUAUUGCACAUUUUUACAAGAUUUAGGCAUGCGGCUCAAAGUGCCUCAGGUGACAAUUGCUACCGCAAUUAUAUUUUGUCAUCGCUUCUUCCUUCGUCAGUCCCAUGCUAAAAAUGAUAGAAGGACCAUUGCCACAGUAUGCAUGUUUUUAGCGGGUAAGGUUGAAGAAACUCCUCGUCCUCUAAAAGAUGUAAUUCUGGUGUCAUAUGAGAUUACUCACAAAAAAGAUCCUGCUGCUGUGCAAAGGAUCAAGCAGAAGGAGGUGUAUGAGCAACAAAAGGAACUUACUCUGUUGGGAGAAAGGGUUGUUCUUGGAACACUUGGUUAUGAUCUCAACGUACACCAUCCUUAUAAACCCCUUGUUGAGGCAAUUAAAAAAUUCAAGGUGGCACAAAAUGCCCUAGCGCAAGUUGCAUGGAACUUUGUAAAUGAUGGGCUUCGGACAUCUCUGUGCCUGCAGUUUAAGCCGCACCACAUUGCAGCAGGUGCCAUUUUCCUUGCUGCCAAGUUUCUCAAAGUAAAGCUUCCAUCUGAUGGUGAGAAGGUUUGGUGGCAGGAGUUUGAUGUCACCCCACGCCAAUUAGAGGAGGUUAGCAACCAGAUGCUGGAGUUGUAUGAACAAAACAGAGUGCCACCAUCACAUGCUAGUGAAGCAGAGGGAAGUGCUGGAGACAGUCAACGACCUCCAUCUAAAGCUCUAGCCAAUGAAGAACAUGGUACUGGUUAUAAUUCCUUCCAUGGUGGAGCUACUUCAAAGAUGUCCGUGAAGGCAGCACCAUCAAGGCCAGGCUUAGAUGGUCAUCAUAAUCGAAGUGGACCUCCUGGAGUUAAUCAAACAAGGUAUAAUGAACAUGGAAGUUCUGAAAAUAAUAGUAUUUCAGACCAUCAGGGAGAAGAUGAAAUUCAUGAGCGAGAGGCCAUGACACAGCAAGGGAACUCAGGGGAUACUGAGAAUAAAGGGCAUGGAGAUGAAGAUCAGGAAACGGAUGCGGUUGAACCGAAGGAUAAAUAUCAUGGAAAAAAUGUGUCUAACAUUGAUGAUUCAGCUGGCCAGUUCCCUCAAGGUUCAACUAAAAAGCAUGACAUGGAGAAGCUUAGAGCUACCUUCGUUGAAAAAAGAAGGAAAGCUCAAGGGGAUGUAACUCAUAAAAUAGAUCCCCUGGAUGAGCUUGAGAGGGAACUGGAAGACGUGGAAGUACCAGGCGACAGCGACAAGACUAAGCGCGAAAGAAAGCAGAGCUGGCCCAAGCCUUCAAGGCCAGAGCAUGAGAACGCUCAGAGCACCAAAUACAACAAUGAGGCUGGAGCCACAGAUUUACCUCAAAUGAAAGGUCAAUCCUCACAUGAAGAUGAUUUUGAUACUGUUGAAGAAGGGGAAGUUGAACCAUCUGAUGAGGCUGACCGGGAAUAUCAGUCACCUAGGUCAAUCCGCAAGAGGAAGCCUGGUAGCCCCCUGGAUAGGAAUGGUUUGGGGAGGCAUGAGUAUUCAGAAAGAGACCACAAACGGCAUUUGCAGGAAAACCAUGUAUGAGAAGAACUGCAUAAUUGUUUAUGCAUGUUUGAGGUGCGGUGGCUGAAUUCUUCUCCAUAUAGUCACUCAAGCCAUAAAAUAGAAGAAAUUUAUUGACGGCUUGAACAGGCAAUCAGCCUACUUAGAUGAAGAUGAUGGCGCCUGAAUAUUCUUAGGUGGUUGUUUGACCAGCUCUUGCAUUUGGAUUUCCUUUUUCCGCUCAUAUCCCAAAUUAUAUGUUGAGGAACCACUAAACCAGGUAAGAUGAUCCAAUAAGUACAUUUAUCAUAACUCGUGCGGACAGAGAAAUAGAGAAGUUUUGCUGCAUUUCUUGUUAACUAGUGGACCUCUUAAAAUUCAAAACUCAGUAGACUUAUCUUGCUAUAUGAGCUGCAGUUAGUAAUGUUUGAAAUUGGAUUCUGCU